GGAGCAGCAUCGGCGCCGCAGGAGAGAGAUAGAGAGGGGAAACAGACUGUGGAGGAGAAGACGCAAAGCUUCAUCUCUGCCUGGAGAUGAAAAUUACUUUUUCUUACACUGAACAAACGGAUAUCACUUGGUGCCGCCAUGUAUUUUGUGUGUGUCACAGCGCUCUGCUGCCGCUGGCCCGCCCAACGCUGGGCAGGACCCAGUCCUCCCCAGACCCGAAGCCCCUCGUCCCCUUCCACCUGCUGCCUGGAUUCACAGACAUGGAUCACAUCCAUAAAGCUCUGAUUGGCCCAGGCAUCGGGCUAACCUCGCCGCUGAAGAGGAAGCAAAGUUCCUGCGGAGUCUGUCGACUGAGGUUCAACUCUGAGGUGGGCGUUUUCGUGUUGGAAAUGCACACUUUGAAUUGUUUUUCUUUCAAGGUGCAGGCUUCUUCCCACUACAGUGGCACCAAACACGCGAAAAGGCUGAAAGCGAUGGACGCCCCUGAUUCACAGAUCAGGACCUCUGAACUGGUCGCCAAGGAAACCACAUCGCAAAUCCUCCCGUCACCUUGCUCACAGCCCUCCAGCUCUGACACAACAUCAAGAGAUCCCUCAGCCCCAAACCUUACCUUAGAGGCGGCACAAUUGAGCAGCGGCCCCACUAAAACUGGGAAUGCACCCUUUGACCCGUCCCUGUCGCUUGGCCCGAGGACACCAGAGAAAGAGACACAAAGAGACGAAGAGGUGGACGUGGCUCCAGAAGAGGAAACAGAAGAAGAGAAAGCUAUUCGUCUUCUCUACUGCUCCCUCUGUAAGGUCGCUGUGAACUCUGCCUCCCAGUUGCAGGCCCACAACAUUGGCACUAAGCACAAGACAAUGCUGGAGGCAAGGAGUGGUGGUGGAACCAUCAAGUCCUUCCCGAGGACGGGGAUCAAGGCCAAGUUGGUCGCGGUAGCUGAGUCGUCAACUGGACUCCAGAACAAAACUUUCCACUGUGAGAUCUGCGAUGUGCACGUCAACUCUGAGACCCAGCUCAAACAGCACAUCAGCAGUAGGAGACACAAGGAUAGAGCAGCAGGUAAACCAGCCAAGCCUAAGUUCAGCCCUUACACUCCCACCCAGCGCCAUCAGAGUUUCCAAGCAAUUGGUCUUGCUCUACGGAAAAAACAAGAGCUGACCAAACCUAUGGCCUCCUGUCUUCUACAGCGUCAACUUUCCGUUGCUGCUGCCAUGGCAACGAUGCCCCCCUUCCCUCUCCGCCCUGCAUCGAGCCCCGCCCUGUUUCAGAGUCAGCCCAUCCCCCAGGCGCUACUGCAUUCGGUCCCUGGACCCAUCUGUUCGACACACACAUCGGUUCUAUUUUCCCCUUACUCACCCCGUCGAGGUCUCUAUCAGCUGUGAACUGCAGCUAAAGGCAGACCUGAGACCUGAACAAGAUGUGAUAUAAGACAGGGCUUACAGUGCUCUGGGGGUGUCAUGGACCAGGGCUGAAGAUUAUUGUUGCUGUGGCCAAAACCAUAAAGUAGAAUGGGAUGGAGGAAGCACAAAGCAGCAAAUGAGCUAAAACAAGAGUGUGUGUGUAUGAGCGUGAGUGUGUGUGUAUGAGCGUGAGUGUGUGCGAGUGCAUGCGCAGAUAUAGCCAUCAUAGAGGUCCAACUGCUGCACUACUGCUUCAUUCCCCCAGUAAUAAACAAGUUUUAUAGAUGCUGAUAAUCUAUAUGACAAUCAAGAACAUCUCUCUUACAAUGGACAGUUUAAUUCAUAGACAUAAGAAAGAUGCAUGAUGGUAAACUUCUAUGAUGACUAUAACUGUGUGUUUGUGUGUGCAGAUAUGCAUAUGAGUAUGAAUGCCAAUCAGAGCAUGCUUGACGAUGGAUGUUUAUUAUUUUCCAAUAAACAAUAGCUGUGGAUACUCA
Messenger RNA from Perca flavescens (yellow perch), 1897 nucleotides. RefSeq names its product zinc finger protein 385D. Gene Ontology annotation, molecular function: zinc ion binding; nucleic acid binding. The transcript has 8 exons. Lineage: Eukaryota; Metazoa; Chordata; Actinopteri; Perciformes; Percidae. Bases 87 to 1382 code for a protein of 431 amino acids. The record is from RefSeq and is a predicted model, not a curated record. Gene Ontology annotation, cellular component: nucleus.